UUACUGAUUAACUUGUGCAGCUCCGCAAGACCUUUGUCGAGGUGGGUGUCUUUGCUGAACUGGUUUCUCCUUACAGCAGUAGGUGAUUCUUCCUUGCAUGACUUGCUAAUCUGUGGAAAGAACAAGAGAAGGAUCAAAAGAAACAUGGCAUUGACAGCUAAGAGCCACUCAGUCACCCUGAGUGAUGGGUUCAAAAUCCCUCUCAUGGGGAUUGGGACCUAUGGAGAUCCUAGGACGACUCCAAAAGGAACAGCAUAUGAAUCAGUGAAGUAUGCCAUUGAUGUUGGAUACAGGCAUAUUGACGGGGCUUUAGUGUAUUUCAAUGAGCAUGAAGUAGGCCAAGCCAUCCGAGACAAAAUUGCUGAUGGAACUGUCAAGAGAGAGGACAUUUUCUACUGUGGAAAGCUAUGGAACACUUUCCACCCUCCAGAACUUGUAAGGCCGGCACUAGAGCGAACUCUCAAAACCCUGCAGCUGGACUAUGUGGACCUCUACAUCAUUGAACUGCCCCUGGCUUUCAAGCCAGGAGACGUCUUCUAUCCAAAAGAUGAGAAUGGGAAGUACGUGUACCAUGACACAGACCUUUGUGCUACAUGGGAGGCCUUAGAAGCCUGUAAAGACGCAGGUCUGACCAAAUCUCUUGGAGUGUCUAACUUCAACAAGAGGCAACUGGAGCUGAUCCUGAAUAAGCCAGGUCUAAAGCACAAACCGGCAACAAACCAGAUUGAAUGCCACCCAUACUUCACUCAGCCUAAAAUGAUGGAAUUUUGUAAGAAGAAUGACAUCAUCAUUGUUGGAUACAGUCCACUAGGAACAUCCAGAGAUCCAUCCUGGGUGAAUUUAAAAAGUCCUCCUCUGCUGGAGGAUGAGCUUCUGAUAUCCAUUGCCAACAAGUAUAAGAAGACUACAGCGCAGGUGGCCCUGAGAUUCAAUGUCCAGCGAGGCGUGGUUGUCAUUCCCAAGAGCUUCAGUCUGAAGCGCAUUAAAGAAAACUUUGAGAUAUUUGACUUCUCUUUAACCGAUGAUGACAUGAAGGCGAUCGAGGGCCUGAACAAAAACGUCCGAUUUGUGGAGCUGCUCAUGUGGAGAGAUCAUCCUGAAUACCCAUUCCAUGAUGACUAUUAGGUUUUUUUAUUUGGGCAGCAAAUUGAUCAAAAAAACACUAUUAUUUACUUGACAUCUGUUUUUUUUAUUAAAGUGAUUCUGUUCUGUAUCUGUAAUGUAUAAUUUGUAAAGAUACUGUAACAUUUGCAAUGGCAAAAGAUUUUUUUCCCCACUCACACUUUGCAACCCCUUUAUUGGUUCAGUCAUUCAAGGCUGGUUAUUUGUGCAUUUAAUUUAUGUAUAAGAAAUCAUUUGAUUCAGUUUCUUUUUUGUGAAAAAAGAGAGAGGUAAUUUUUCUGGAAAUGUGUGGGGAGAGAGAGAAUAAGAAUUCAUUUUACAGAAUAGGGAAGAGGAUGUUUCAUCACUGGUAUGCACUACUGGUCACACCUUAUUUGGCCCAUUUGACCCAUUCCAGAGACAUUAGUAACAACGAUAAAGUAUCUUAGUCUACAUUCUUAAAAAAGAUGGUUCUUAAAGGCUUCUUUAAUAAAGGUAAUGGUUAUAUUCUGAA
Messenger RNA from Colossoma macropomum (tambaqui), 1615 nucleotides. RefSeq names its product aldo-keto reductase family 1 member D1-like. The record is from RefSeq and is a predicted model, not a curated record. Lineage: Eukaryota; Metazoa; Chordata; Actinopteri; Characiformes; Serrasalmidae. The transcript is spliced from 9 exons. Gene Ontology annotation, cellular component: cytosol. The coding region runs from base 145 to 1125 and encodes 326 amino acids. Gene Ontology annotation, biological process: bile acid biosynthetic process. Gene Ontology annotation, molecular function: aldose reductase (NADPH) activity; Delta4-3-oxosteroid 5beta-reductase activity.